This is a messenger RNA of Neopelma chrysocephalum (saffron-crested tyrant-manakin), 4258 nucleotides long. RefSeq names its product lysine acetyltransferase 14 (gene KAT14). Gene Ontology annotation, molecular function: acyltransferase activity, transferring groups other than amino-acyl groups. Lineage: Eukaryota; Metazoa; Chordata; Aves; Passeriformes; Pipridae. The coding region runs from base 286 to 2634 and encodes 782 amino acids. The transcript has 10 exons. The record is from RefSeq and is a predicted model, not a curated record.
CUAAUGCAAAAAGAUUCCCAGAAGUCCUAGGCACAGGCCUGGGUCCUUAGAGGCUUGACUGAAAACGUUUGGAGAUCAUUCAUAUCUAACUACUUGCAAGUUUUUUAGCAAACAGAGAUAAUCUGUGAAAGACUGUUUAUUUUGUACAGGUUAUAAUCCACUCCCUAAAGCUAUAGGGUGGACAACAAACAUUUCCUCUGUCAUACUCUGGAAACUUGGUUGGCACAUCCAGUGUGACUGGUCAAUGUGGGGAGGAAUAGCUCAUUAUUGCAAACACGAUCUAGGAUGGCUAAUAACGUUCACAUGAGUGGGCUGCUCAGUCGCCAUGAUGAUGAAGCCACCAGGACCUCCACCUCAGAGGGCCUGGAGGAGGGUGAGGUAGAAGGGGAGACUCUCCUGAUUGUUGAGUCUGAGGACCAGGCUUCGGUGGAUUUAUCACAUGACCAGAGUGGGGACUCUCUAAACAGCGAUGAAGGUGAAGCAUCCUGGAUGGAGGAGAUGUCCUAUUACUGCGAGAAAUGCCAGAAGUGGAUCCCAGCAAGUCAACUGAGAGAACAGCUCAGCUACCUGAAGGGAGAUAACUUUUUCAGAUUUACUUGCUCUGAUUGCUCAGAAGAUGGGAAGGAGCAAUUUGAACGUCUGAGAUUAACGUGGCAACAGGUUGUCAUGUUGGCAAUGUACAAUUUGUCUCUGGAAGGAACGGGCCGUCAGGGGUACUUCAGAUGGAAAGAAGAUAUUUGUGCUUUUAUUGAGAAACACUGGACUUUUCUAUUAGGGAACAGGAAAAAGACCUCAACAUGGUGGAGCACAGUUGCUGGCUGUCUCUCUGUGGGGAGCCCCUUGUUUUUCCGCUCAGGGGCACAGGAAUUUGGAGAACCGGGAUGGUGGAAACUGGUUCAUAACAAACCCCCAACAAUGAAACCUGAAGGAGAGAAGCUGUCUGCAUCUGCCCUAAAGGCAAAAGCAGCUUCAAAGCCACCCCUGGAUCCCAUCAUUACUGUGGAAGGACUCCGAAAGCGGGUAAGCCGCAAUCCAGUUGAAUCAGCCAUGGAGCUGAAGGAGAAGAGAUCUCGGACUCAGGAAGCUAAGGAUAUUCGGAGAGCCCAGAAGGAGGCAGCCGGCUUCUUGGACAGGAGUACUUCCUCCACUCCUGUUAAAUUCACCAGUCGCUGCCGCCGUCCCGAUAUCGUCCUUGAGAAAGGAGAGGUGAUUGACUUCUCCUCCUUGAGCUCAUCAGAUCGCACACCUCUGACAAGCCCUUCUCCUUCCCCAUCACUGGACUUCUCUGCUCCUGGCACUCCAGCCUCACAUUCAGCUACUCCCAGCCUUCUCUCGGAAGCAGAUCUCAUCCCAGAUGUCAUGCCACCACAGGCUCUGUUUCAUGAUGAUGAGGAAAUGGAAGGAGAUGGAGUCAUAGAUCCAGGAAUAGAGUAUGUGCCCCCUCCCAGUGGGACAGCCAGUGCUGGCACUCUGAUAGCAAGCAGAAAAAAAGUGAAGACAGCUGUGCAGAUCAAGCAAGAGGUGGAGAGUGAAGAAGAAAAAACAGAACGGAUGGAAGGUGACAGUGAAGAUCCUGAAGAGUCAAACACAUUGUUGAAGGUGAGGGGACGAGACAAAAGAAAGCCACAGCUGGAGAAGGAUGCUAAACCCAGAGCUCCCAAGCAUACCUCUGUUAGUAUCUAUGAGGAAAAGCUGCUGCUGAAGAGACUGGAAGCCUGUCCCAAUGCUGUGAGCAUGACCCCAGAGGCCCGGAGGCUGAGGCGCAAGCUGUUAGUCAGGCAGGCCAAGAGGGAAAGAGGACUGCCAGUCUUUGACUUGGACCAAGUUGUGAACGCUGCACUGCUCUUGGUUGAUGGGAUUUAUGGAGCCAAAGAAGGAGGUGUUUCCAGGUCCCUAGCAGGGCAAGCAACAUACAGAACUACUAGCCAGGACUUCAGGAUCUUGGAUAGAUACCAGACUAUGCUGCCCGCCAUGAAGGGAUAUCGACAGCAGACAACAAAGUUUCUGUAUCGACUGGUAGGCUCAGAAGACCUGCUGACAGACCACAGUGUUGUUAGCCCCUACACAUCCCGUGUCCUGAAACCUUACAUCAGGCGUGAUUAUGAGACAAAGCCCCCAAAACUCAGGCUGCUGGCAGAAAUCCAGGCAUAUCCACACAGGAAUGAUCUCAACUGGAAGGCUGAGCCAGAAGCACCCAUUGAUUACUGCUAUGUUCGCCCUAAUCACAUCCCCACUAUAAACUCCAUGUGCCAUGAAUUCUUCUGGCCUGGAAUAGAUUUGUCAGAAUGCCUGCAGUAUCCAGACUUCAGUGUUGUUGUCCUUUACAAGAAAGUUAUCAUUGCCUUCGGCUUUAUGGUGCCAGAUGUGAAGUACAAUGAAGCUUACAUCUCUUUUCUGUUAGUUCACCCUGAGUGGAGAAGAGCUGGGAUUGCAACCUUCAUGAUUUACCAUCUUAUUCAGACCUGCAUGGGCAAAGAUGUAACUCUUCACGUCUCUGCAAGCAACCCUGCUAUGCUGCUCUACCAGAAGUUUGGAUUUAAGACUGAGGAAUACAUUUUGGAUUUUUAUGAUAAAUAUUAUCCCUUGGACAGCAAGGAGUGUAAGCAUGCAUUCUUUCUCAGGCUGCGGCGCUAAUCUGUCAGAGCUGUCUGGGGAUCUCUGAAAAGCCUAAUCUGUCAAAAAAACUACCGCAGCUUUCAGUGGAGGAUGUUGGCUGUCACAUGAGAGCUGGAACACACCAGUGGAUUUCAACAGUGCUAUGUUGUGUGCUGAAACUGCAAUCCAAGAGGAUUGAUUCCUGUGCUCCAAGGGCAGAGGCCUGAAAAUGCCAGCUGAAACCACUGGAAGACCGAAAUUGUUUAUGGGGAAUUUUCCUGGCACUGUUACUUUGAAUAGCCUCAUUGACAAACAAGCAAAAAAAUAUUUUUCAGAGGAGCCCCAUGGAUUUCAAAUCUUGAAACCUGUCAAAAAAAUGCUGCAGGUUUUUAAUUUCUUUUUUUGUUUAUGAAUGAAAAUGAACCUCUAAACUUAAAUCAUUCAAUGUUUCUGUAAUUUGAUUGCUUUGCUAGGAACCAUGUCUUGAAUCUGUGAAGAGAAAUGAGAUAUUGGUGCAUGUAGCUGGACAGUAACUUCAGGAAAGCUCUACAUGUGCCAGAACAGUUGUACUGGAACCAUGUUUUAGGAAUAGUAAAGAGUGUGUGAAUUCAUGUGAUUUCAAAUACAAGGCUCAGAGAAGACACCUUUCUUCUGCUCCUUCCCUGCUGCCUUCCUUUCGCCUUGUUGACCCUGUGCUCAAGUGUGAAGUUCUUGCAGUGCACAGUAUUUUGUGUUCAGGAACAAGGUGUCAUGUGGGUUUGUAUCUAGGCAAGAUAGGAUACCAUACCUGCCAAAUCAGCCCUUUGAAAUCUUACAACCUCUCUGCCAUUGUUGGUGCUGGCACAGUUGUUGGCACACCUCUAACCAUAGAGCCAGCCUUGCAGGCUCCAGCAUCCACCUCCUCCUGCUACAGGCACUCUGGAUAGAAGAAACUCAGAAAAGUGCGUGGUGAUGUUUGAAAUGCAGGCUGAUUUGUAGAAGCAAUCUGCUUGCAGCUUGGAGGGAGGAGAAGGUUAGAGGUAGGCCGGAUCCAGUUCUUGGAAGCACCAAGGCUGUCAUUUCAUGGUUCUAAGUAUAAGUAAAAAGGAGAGCAAAGAAUAAAUAGAAAUAACCAAGAACGAAAGAAAAUACAAACCCCAAAUGGUUUCUCUGGUAGUGGGCUCUUCUCCUUUUAUGCAGUUUAGUGGCUUUUCUCUCCCUGACUUUCACUGCAGAUGAACAGAAAGCAGUACUGACCAAAGGUCAGUCUGUGCAUUUUCACUACGGAUCACAUCCACUGUGAUGUUCCUUUCACAUCAAGCCUACAAAGAACUACACACCAAAUGUGACUUCUUUGUUCUUAAUCCACUGUGUGCCUGUUGGCUACCUGGCCACAGUAGAAGUUGCCUUAACAGUCUUCAUUUUGGUAACAGAAGAGAAAGGGACACAAAGUAUGUUUUUGUGUAGUCAACAUACAUCAUCACCAACACAAAAACAGUGGGAGUGGGAGGGAAAAACGGGCCAUCCAAGGGUUGUGUACCCUAACAUUCAUGCACAUUUCUGCCUGCUUUAUGACUGUGUGAAAAUUUUUGAUGUUACUUAUGUUACAAGUUAGCUGUACUUGGAAAGAAAAAAAAUACCUGUCUUUAUGGAUGAAUUAAAGCCCUUCCCUUGGAAAAGCCUA